This is a messenger RNA of Heterobasidion irregulare TC 32-1, 1682 nucleotides long. RefSeq lists its product as uncharacterized. Gene Ontology annotation, molecular function: oxidoreductase activity. The record is from RefSeq and is a predicted model, not a curated record. The transcript has 6 exons. NCBI's taxonomy places the organism in Eukaryota, Fungi, Basidiomycota, Agaricomycetes, Russulales, Bondarzewiaceae. The coding region runs from base 14 to 1537 and encodes 507 amino acids.
CUUUACGAUCCUCAUGGCAGACACACUCCCCACAGGAUUGCCGUCCACCAUCCACAAGGACGCUCUCACAGUUUCGGGCGCUAGCUCCCAUAGCAAGGCACUCGUCGAGCGCUUGCUUGAACAAGAUCGCGAGUCUAAUCAUUGCUUCUACGGCCCCGGCUUUCAUAAUCACCUCAGUCAUCACCUCCUUGCUGCGUACGAUCUCGGUGCACCUUCCUCACUUAUUCAAGCAAUCUACGACGAAGAGAAGCACGGUCUAAACUCCGUAUUCACCGCCGACCGUCCCAAUAAGACUGUCGAGCGCCAAAACCUCCACAUUGGCGUGGAUACUUGGACUCACUAUCUCGGACAAGAGAAGUAUUACGCAAACUAUCUGGAGUUCUUCUCCGAUGAGGUACGGAGGCUAGGACCUAAGCCCGCUUACCAGCACUAUGUCUUCUCAGAGGACGCCAAUAUUGGAAAGGCCCACAUGACGGAACGUUUCGUGGGCGGAGCCUUGCACCCACUGAUACAAAUGGGUUAUGCGAUCGAGUUUGGCAGCGAUGUCAUGAUCGCCCAAGCGCUCGCACAAACGGCUGUGCAUGAAGCAUUUGAGCCUGGUCUUUUCCCUUGGAGUUCCGAAUCCGUCGAUGACGGUCCAGCAGUUGACAUCUCCGCUAACGGCCAACGCGCUGCCACCUCUAAGGACGAACAUACUCUUCUCUCGAUCCUACGCGAAACCUACCGAUCUGACAUUAUGACCCCGGUGCUUCCAUACGACCCUGACGCGCUGCUCUCCGCGCGGCGCAAAGCCGCCUUUACCCCCGCACGUGUUUCCGAGAUCCGCCGCCUUACCAUGCUUUGGCAUCUUUCCGCCUUCGCUACCCCCGCGCAGCUCGCACAAAAGACUGAGGAGCUCUUUUUUGUCGCUGCGCUCCUGUUUGCGGGUGUCGGCCGGCCGGGUAGGAAGGAGCGCCUCGACUUCUUCUUGAUGCAUGUGUUGACAAGCACCGUUUUCGUCCCGAACUUGGUCGGCGCACUCGAUGGGGCCACUGCGCAGAAGAGGCUGCUCGAGGCUGUCCUGUCCGUCGUGCUAGCAUAUGUGCUUCUUCGCGGGCGCCCCCGGAUCGACUGCGAGCUCAUCAUGAGCUACACUGCGUCUCCGCGUCCGGACGGCGCGCAAUUGAUACCCACACCCGGUGCGCUCGGAGAACCCGCGACCAAGCCAGACGAAUACAUCAACCCGUGGCCGACGCUCCUUGCACAUGUCCUGCCGGCGCGCGAUGCGCACACGCUCAAGGCUCUUCGUACUCUCUACGUCGGGGCGCAGCGCUACGGCACUAUACCUGCGGGCGCCGUGCGCGGGGCGGUCGACAGUAGGGGUGAGGAGACACACGCGGGUGCAAAGAGGCUCGAUGGGAGCGUGUUCGUGCGGGCUGCGGGCGCACUGGUGAGAGUAAUGGGGUGGGUCGGCCCUGGGGAAGGUGGCGGACAGAAAGAGGGGAGUUGGGAUCGGAGCGCGUUGGGAUGGGACGAGGCGUGGGACGAGGAGGAUUGAGUUGGCAUAAAAUUCUGAGGUGUACGAUGUUUGGUGCGUUUGUAUUUGUACAGGCUCUGGGGAGCUGUAAGAUGUCAGCAGGAUCUACCUUCCAUCCUCGAUGUAAAUCUAACGGAGCAACAAUACAGAUGUGUAUCUGAACCGG